Molecule: messenger RNA, 841 nt
Organism: Seminavis robusta
Lineage: Eukaryota; Bacillariophyta; Bacillariophyceae; Naviculales; Naviculaceae
Source: the annotation of a GenBank genome assembly
CACAGCACUACCGGUAUGCAUAGCGGUAUAGAAGGAAGAUCAAGAUGACGACACUCCUAUCACCACUACCAGUACAAGGACAUCCAUCAAGGCGGCGUAGCCCUUCCAACGAAAAGAAUGGCCACUUUCGGCUAUUGGCGCUCCUGAUGCUCCUGAUGCUUCAAGGAUCUGCUGGUUUCGUUGUGCCGAGAGUUUCUUCAUGUCGCGUGGGAAGCAGAGCGGUACUGGCACCAACCACACCCUCUCCAAUAGCUCGACAGGUCCCUGUUGUCGAGAGCAGAGGCUCGUUAUUGGCAGCAAGAGGAUCCAAGCAGGAGCAAAGUGACACGACAGAUGUUCGUGGAGUGUACAAUGACGAUGCAUUCGGACUUGUCUUUUUGUGGUCCUCGUUUGCGGGCAAGGAUGGAGAGUUUGCCGGCACAUUUCUAGUACUGUCGGCCAUUGCUGCUACUGCCACCACUGUUGGACUCUUCAACCAGGAAUCCGAUCCACGGAUACCCGGUGCCGUGGCGGUGGUGGCCCUCCUGCUACGACCGUUUGUGGCAAUCCUCGUCACGCAGAGUGCGUCGGGAUUGGAAUUGCCACCGACCAUUGAUGUGGCCGUCACAGUUGCAUCCGUUGUCUGGGGAUUCGUCAAUUGGCAGAAGCAGCAGGAGACAGAAUCCUCCUGAGCUUUUUGCAGCUAGCUAGCUAUACAGACAAAUGCAUGGAAAAGAAAUGAAAGUUUGGCCUUUUGAACUACCAGGGAGCAACUUGCUUUUAUUCAAUGUACAACCCUGUCAACAGUUUUCACAUUUCGUUAGAACAUUACAUUUAUUAGAGCUCGUCAAAUCCAGAUUAU